Molecule: messenger RNA, 1062 nt
Organism: Ostertagia ostertagi
Lineage: Eukaryota; Metazoa; Nematoda; Chromadorea; Rhabditida; Trichostrongylidae
Source: the annotation of a GenBank genome assembly
AUGGCAGAUGAAAAGUAUGAUGCCGUUCUCUUCUCCUUGGCACAGCAAAUGCCCGGUGGUGUUCCUGAUCUUUUCGAUGUCCUGUUUAGUUUUUUGUCAAGGAAAACCGAUUUCUACUCCGGUGCUGGAAUCGAUGAAGCACGAAGUUUGGUAAUGAAAUAUUUCGAGAAGCAUGGCAAGGAAGCAGCCCAGAAAGCAGCUGAAAUCAAAAGAAAGAAGGAGGAGGAAGAGAAGAAACUUGCAGCAAAACGAGCUGCCCAAAAAGCCAAAGAGGAGGAAGAGUUUAAGGCAGCACAAGCAAAGCUGCAAAGUGAGAGCAAGAUCGAGGAAAUAACCGACGCAGAAGCUGAAGAAUUUGAGAAGAAGCAUGGUGAAAAGCGAGUGCUGUCUGACCAAGAAAAGGCCGAAGAGAAGAAAGCCGACGACAAAAAGCCGUCAGGUAGUGGAGAUGAUGAUGAUGAAGGAACUGGUCUAAUGCCUAACUCUGGAAAUGGUGCAGAUCUAGAAAAUUACCAGUGGACUCAAACUUUGCAGGAGGUUGAGGUGCGAAUUCCAUUCAAAGUUGGUUUUCCACUGAAAUCGCGCGACAUCGAAGUCAAAAUCGAAAAACACCACAUUCGUGUCGCUUUGAAAGGACAUCCUCCGAUAAUCGAUGGUGCCUUGCAUGCUGAAGUAUGUAGUUUUUGCUCGUUCUCUUUUUCAAUGUUCUUUCUUUUUCGUCGUGAUCACAUCCUUACUCAGAUCAAAGCGGAUUCGUCAGCAUGGGUGCUCGAAGAUAAGAAAACUGUGAUGAUUACCUUUGAGAAGUUGAACCAGAUGAGUUGGUGGACCUGUGUUGUGAAAGGUGAUCCAGAGAUAAAUACAAGGAAGGUUGUGCCUGAAAACUCGAAAUUGUCAGAUCUUGAUGGUGAAACCAGGACCAUGGUGGAGAAAAUGAUGUACGAUCAACGCCAAAAGGAAUUAGGGCUCCCUACGAGCGAAGAGAAGAAGAAGCAUGAUCUUUUGAAGAAGUUUAUGGAGCAACAUCCGGAGAUGGAUUUCUCAAAUGCAAAGAUUGCCUAA